Aureobasidium musti is the source of this 1071-nucleotide messenger RNA. The record is from the annotation of a GenBank genome assembly. NCBI's taxonomy places the organism in Eukaryota, Fungi, Ascomycota, Dothideomycetes, Dothideales, Saccotheciaceae.
AUGCCACCCAAAGCAAAGAAAGGAGGCCUCGACCGCAAUGUUGGCUUGGAGAAUAGACUGAUCAACGAUUUCGAUAUGCCCAGAGAUAUGGUCUUCAGAAUGACUAAAGAAGAGCAAAGGGCAGAACUCGAAAGAUUGGAAGGUAGAGCACCGCGUCCACCUGAGGAAACUUACGAAGAACUUUUCGCCGACGCUCGUCAGCGUAAUCCGCUUCCUGCCCAUGCCCCCGCCCCUGCCCCUGCUGAAGAUACUGAAGUUGCUGAUGCUCCUGCUCCUGCUGAACAAGAUGAUGUUAACCCUGAAGAUGACCACCCUAUGGAGAUUGAUGAUGACGAGACUGUCGACAGAAUAAUUCAAGCUGCUGAAUCUACCAAUGAUGAAAACGGAUGGUUACUUCAACAGCCCAUGCAACCCCCUGUCGCUGGUAGGUUGGCUGCCGAGGCCGCCGAAAUAUUGAACGAACUACUUGAACCCAUCAACGACGGCAUCCGCGAGGAGAUCAACAACAUGCCCUAUGAUCAGCAAAUUGUCGCAGCUCAACAGAUCAUGGAUGAGCAAUGGAAUCUUCCCAACACCCCACUACCCAGAACGACAAGAGGUAUUCCUCUGACUUAUUUUCCUGCUGACCUUCGCCCUCGCGCCGAUCAACUUCCAUUACAUCUCCAAGAUCUAUUGGCAGGUGCAACUGAACAUGCCCAACCUGAACGCUACAACCAGCAGAGAGAACAGUUCAGAAGACAGAUUGAUCUUGAUCCUCUGCUCUCUACCAACCCUGAUGUACGCCAGUGGCUACUAAACACACCUAAUGCUACUCAACACAACUACCUCGCUGCUAAUACGUUUGAUCGCUUUACGAUGCUUCAGGACAACAGGAUGCUUAUCCGCAUACAGAAUUGGGGCCAAUACAUGGCACUCCCCGUUUCCGAAGAAUAUCGCAGAAAUGAACAGAUGGCUAUGCAACAAGCUAACCUUACCGACUACCAGGUCUGGGUACGCUCUACUGUAAGAAUGUGCUGGAUUGUCUGGGCCGUGAGAUGCGGUCUGAUGAGAAUGCCUUCUACAAUGUCCUAA